Spodoptera littoralis (African cotton leafworm) is the source of this 1425-nucleotide messenger RNA. NCBI's taxonomy places the organism in Eukaryota, Metazoa, Arthropoda, Insecta, Lepidoptera, Noctuidae. The record is from the annotation of a GenBank genome assembly.
AUGCCUAUCAAACUUCUACUCGCUCGCCAAAUAUUUGACGCAACAGGCAUCCCAACCGUUGAAGUGGACAUGGUGACAGAACUUGGAUUAUUUCGCAUUGCUGUUCCAUCAACUGAUGUUAAGAAAGGAGCUGAAGCCUUACAACUUCGAGAUAAUAAUCCGGCGGAGUACCACGGUAUGGGUGUUCUGAUGGCUGUCAAAAAUAUAAACACCAUUAUAGCACCAGAGCUCAUUAAGCAGAAUCUUGAGGUUACUAUGCAAAAAGAAAUAGAUCAUUUUAUGAUCGCUCUCGAUGGCACUGAUACCCGGUCUAGGCUUGGUGCCAACGCAAUUAUGGCUGUGUCAUUAGUAGUCGCCAAAGCUGGAGCCGCUAAGAAAGGAGUGCCCCUCUACAGACAUAUCUCUGAUAUGGGAGGAGUUACCACUAUCAUAUUGCCGGUACCUCAUUUUACAAUUUUAACAGGAGGAAUAUUGUCCUCUAAUACACUACCAUUCCAAGAAUAUAUAGUAAUGCCUACUGGAGCCUCAUCCUUCGCGGAGGCGAUGCGUAUUGGCACGGAAAUAUAUACGUACGUCAAGAACAUUAUAUUGAGCAAGUACAAAGUCGAUACUGCGUAUGUAGCUGAUAAUGGCGGGUUUUCAAUUCCAUUACAGAGCCAUAGAGAUGCCCUUCUUUUCCUUUCUGACGCAAUCAAGCAAUGUGGAUAUGCAACUAAGGUUGAAAUAGCUCUCAAUGCCGCCGCUUCGGAUCUAUAUAAAGACGGAGCAUAUGACUUAGAUUUUAAAAAUCCUAAUUCAAAUCCCCAAGAAUAUAUGUCGUCUGACAAACUCGCCGAGAUAUAUUUGGAUAACGUAAAAGAAUUUUCGGUAUGUUCCGUUGAAGACGCUUUUGAUUUGGACGACUGGGCGGCGUGGUCUCUGCUGACAACUCGGACUACUGCUCAACUCUUUGGCAACGAUCUAACGCAGACUAACCUAAGACGAGUUGGUCUCGCUAUCGAGAAAAAGGCUGGCAAUACGGUUGGUUUGCGAAUAAAUCAAGCAGGCACUCUGAGUGAAGUUAUUGAAUGUUUCAAGAUUUUAAAAUCUGCUGGAUUUGGCGUGGUUAUCUGCGACAGAUGGGGAGAUACUAAUGAUUUGUUCCUGGCUGAUCUGGUAGUCGGGUUGUCUGCGGGCCAGAUCAAGUGCGGAGCGCCAGUGCGCGGCGAACGCGUUGACAAGUACAACCAAGUUCUCAGAAUCGAAGAAGAGUUAGGUGCGCUGUCUAAAUUUGCUGGUAGCAAUCUGCAAGCGCAUUCAUUGUCUUGGUCGAGACGUGGUGAGAGACAGCCUGGGUCGACGUUGCACGCCAAAAUAUGGAUGCCGGAAGAUCCACGAAUAUUCCCCAGCACCACCACUAUCAUUGAAAAGGAGGAACUUAGAUAA